Messenger RNA from Filobasidium floriforme, 989 nucleotides. RefSeq lists its product as uncharacterized. The transcript is spliced from 3 exons. The record is from RefSeq and is a predicted model, not a curated record. The coding region runs from base 151 to 654 and encodes 167 amino acids. NCBI's taxonomy places the organism in Eukaryota, Fungi, Basidiomycota, Tremellomycetes, Filobasidiales, Filobasidiaceae.
UGCGCCUUUUUCGCAAUUUAGCUGCAGCUGCAUCCCAUCAUCAAGCUCUUCAGCUACUAGCUACUUCUACCUAUCCCCCCUGUCUUCCUCAUCAACCCUCUUUACGAGCCACUACAACUAGCAACUAGCCAGCUCAGUCCUUGCAACGCCAUGUCUUUCCCACUCGAAGGCCCUCAUGCGGCCGAUACCCUCCCUUUGAGACCGGACGAACCCGCUCCCAAUGCGUUCGUCUCGGGAUUGCAAUCGGCGCUCAUGAUCUCCCAUCGACCGCCCAAGAACCCCGUACUAAAAUGGAUCUGGAAGAAGAGGAUGAUGCUGGAAUCGACCUUCUGCCUGAUCAUGCUGAACCUUUGGGAAAAAGUACUCGUUAUGUCCAUCGUCGGCCUCUUCUUCGUCCUCAUCUACAUCUCCAUCGUAAACUACCUCCCCUCUUACCUCCACUUUCUUCGAAACCGGAUCGCCUAUUACGUCUUUGGGGACGAGUCUGUCCCGCUCUUCAACGACGUCUGGGGUUGGAUCUCUAAAGCUGGUACUACGGCCGGAGCCGGGACGGAAGCGUUGGGAAGGAACGUCAGCACGGCGGCGGGAGUGGUCUUGGGUACGGGGACGACCAAGGCGGUCGAGGUGGUCGUCACCGGUCGAACGGAGCUGUGAUGCCAUCCACGCCCUUCUUCUUCUCGAUCCAACAUCUCCAUCUUCACUAUCAUUCGCCAUCAUCAUUUCCGGUCUUCGAAUCAUUCGCCCAUCUACCAGCAGACACAAUACGAUACGAACGGCUCGACCCCACGCAUAGAGAUUGCCGAUUCAUAACAGCGACGGCGACAAUAAUCAGCCUCGAAUUCGAGCCUCAUCCGCAAAUCAGACAGAAUUCGAUCAGCUUGUAUACACCUUCUAAAUCAUCAUCUCCCCCGCACUCGCAAACGCCAACGGGUCUGAUGGACUCGUCCCCGCCGUCAUCGAUAUGUUAUAUACCUAUAAUACAGAUCCAC